UUCCCUUGUUAUGGCCACUCAACCUUGACCCGGCACACCAACCUUGACCCUUGACCCGUUGUAAUAGGUCACAAUGGAACUAAUCCGAAAAGCGGCUGCCGCCGUCAACUCCAACAGAAACAAGCGUAUCAAACUGAAUGUCGGGGGUGCUGUGUUCGAGACCUGGACUCACACUUUGCAGAAAAAGCCAGGGACACGAUUGGCUAAGCUCUCUCGCGCUCUGGAGGCGGAUGAAAGUUAUGACACGGAGAGGGGAGAGUACUUCUUUGACCGGCACCCGGGUAUUUUCUCCACUGUCAUGCACUAUUACAGAACAGAAGAGCUGCACACGGACCAUAACAUCUGUGGAAACAUUAUCAAAGGGGAGCUUGAGUUCUGGGGCCUCACAGAGCUGGACAUUGAGCCCUGCUGUUGGGGUCACUACAACCGCUUCAAGGAGAACAAAGAAACGUUAGCGGCCAUCGACGACAGCUUCACCUUCAAGCUGGACGACGACGCUUAUGGCGUGAAACCCGGACCUUACAUGCAGUUCAAGAAGAGGGUGUGGAUUUUUCUGGAGGACCCGGGCUCGUCCAGGGCCGCCAAGAUCUACGCUAUCGUCUCCAUGUUCUUCGUCCUUCUCUCCAUCGGAGUGUUCUGUCUGGAGACGCACGCCAUGUUCCGUGUGCCCCUGGACAGCUACAACCGCACUGUGUCCUCCGGGAGUUCCUGCACCACGACACUGUCCACUGUGGACUCUUGCUGCUGUCGCUACAAUAGUAACGACGAACUCAAGUACUCAGAGUCGGAGCGGCAUGAAGCCAUGACAGUCCUAGACUACAUCUGUGCUGUUUUCUUCAUUAUAGAAUUCGUAGCGAGGUUCUAUUUCGCCCCCAAGAAGCUAGAGUUUUUUAAACAGCCCCUGAAUAUCAUCGAUAUUCUAUGCUUGCUUCCGCAUUUCGCUUCGAUUAUUAUCAAUUCUGUUGAUCCAACAAAUAGAAGUUCUCAAGUGAUCCGGACGGUCCUUGCUUUGAGAAUCAUCAGAGUGCUUCGUAUCUUCAAGUUAAUGAAGCAUUACACGGCUUUUAAAAUUCUCGUGUACACCAUAAAGGUGAGCACAAAAGAGCUCUUGCUCAUGGUUAUAUUUCUCUUCACGGGAGUCCUGAUCUUUGCAAGCAUCAUGUUUUACGUGGAGAAUGACACGUUCACUAACAUACCCAUCGCCUUUUGGUGGUCUCUCGUUACUAUGACCACUGUGGGCUAUGGAGACAAAGUCCCUCGAUCAGAGGCGGGAUACUUCAUCGGGUCUCUGUGUGUGCUUUGUGGUGUGCUUACAGUGGCGUUUACAGUACCGAUAGUGGUGAAUAACUUCACUCUUUACUAUUCUCACGCUCAGUCUCGAGUUAGACUCCCUCCUCCCAAACGAGAAGAACUUCAGAAGAAACUUAUUAUGAAGAAUCAGAAAGCUCAGGAGUUUAUUCAGAAACUCACAGUCAACGUGAAGAAAAACAAGGAGUUUAACUCUCUCAACACGCCCAGGCCUGCUGACAAAGACAAAGUGGGAACCUGUCCUUCUAUCGACUCUGGUCUUGAGGAGUGCACUACAUCCGAUGGGGAUUAUAACGGGAAACACCCCCUGGGCCCGGCCAUGUCCUCCAGCACGAUGACUUCAGUGGUGUCCGACAGUCUGAGCACGGCCACCGUGCACACCGUGUCCGCCAGUGUGGCGGAGUUGGAGCUAGAGCUGCCCGGGACGCCGACGAGCAACAACAGCGAGGAGAAAACGGUAAACAGUCGAGGCAGCACUAGCGCUCGGCAGAUUGAGACAGUUCACCUUCUGAACGCACUUGAAGACCAGCAAGAGAAAGUAGCUCAAGAAAGACGGAGGCAGUUAGACAUGCUGAACACACGGCGGGAAGAGCGAAGACAGGCACGCAUCAGUCCCAGACCUUCCCCUUCACCAGCUGCUGCGGCUAAGCCCCGCCCUACAAACGAAAAGGCUGGGUUCUCGGCGAACACGCCCAAUAUGCCCAUCCAGCCUUCACGCCCCACCCCCGCACCGCCGGCUUCCACGAGGCCCGCCCACUCCAUUAGCGUCAAAUUCGGAGGGUCAUCUACCUCACACAGCUGAGGAGCUAUGUCACUGAC
Aplysia californica (California sea hare) is the source of this 2127-nucleotide messenger RNA. RefSeq names its product potassium voltage-gated channel protein Shaw. Gene Ontology annotation, molecular function: delayed rectifier potassium channel activity; protein binding. The coding region runs from base 74 to 2110 and encodes 678 amino acids. NCBI's taxonomy places the organism in Eukaryota, Metazoa, Mollusca, Gastropoda, Aplysiida, Aplysiidae. Gene Ontology annotation, cellular component: voltage-gated potassium channel complex; membrane. The record is from RefSeq and is a predicted model, not a curated record. Gene Ontology annotation, biological process: protein homooligomerization; potassium ion transmembrane transport. The transcript has 4 exons.